This is a messenger RNA of Rhipicephalus microplus (southern cattle tick), 570 nucleotides long. Its product is annotated as tetraspanin-33. Gene Ontology annotation, cellular component: plasma membrane. Lineage: Eukaryota; Metazoa; Arthropoda; Arachnida; Ixodida; Ixodidae. The record is from RefSeq and is a predicted model, not a curated record.
AUGUCUGUCCGUCUUAUUCUCAAAGGAUUGCUGUUCAUUAUGAACGUUAUCUACUGGCUUAUAGGUGGUGUAACUGCACUUACGGGCGGCUACCUCCUAACAGUCAAAGUACGAAUUUUGCGCCGUUACGUGGACCUGACCUUCGACCCUGCUGUCUUCUUCAUAGUCGUUGGCUGCCUGGUUUUCAUCAUAGCUGCACUCGGAUGCGUAGGAGCUCUGCGCGAGAACAAGAACUUCCUGUGUCUCUACGGAUUCUCGCUGUCCGCCAUCGCUGUCGCGGUCGUCCUCGUGGCCGUGCUCGCCUUCGUGUGGUCCACCUCGACGCCGCCAAAUAGAUCAGGUGUCGAGAAUAUCUUGAGGCGAGCCGUCGUAAUCUACAGGGAUGAUCCUGACAUGGAACACCUCAUCAACACGCUCCAGGCAUCGCUUCGGUGCUGCGGUAUCUCCUCCCGGGGCUAUCUGGACUGGCACCACAACGCGUACUUCCACUGCUCUCGGUGGAACCCGAGCCGGGAACGCUGUGGCGUGCCUUAUUCUUGCUGCAGGGAGCAGAGACGCCUGCCAAUGUGA